Molecule: messenger RNA, 867 nt
Organism: Lottia gigantea (owl limpet)
Lineage: Eukaryota; Metazoa; Mollusca; Gastropoda; Lottiidae
Exons: 6
Coding region: 1-867 (288 amino acids)
Biological process (GO): G protein-coupled receptor signaling pathway
Cellular component (GO): membrane
Molecular function (GO): G protein-coupled receptor activity
Source: RefSeq, a predicted model, not a curated record
AUGACAGGUUCGCAAUUUUUGGCGGUUGAUUUGGGUCUUGAAAAGGCUACACGUAAAAAGUCUUUAGAAGUACUAGAAAUGUAUAAAAAUCACAUAAUUUCUUCCAAAAUAUCUCAAACUAGAUAUGGUGACAAGAAUGGACGAAGCAGUGGACAAUGGGGCAGAUCGUUAAAUGAUAGUUCAGCUAGUCCUUUACGUGGGCAUAGGUCAUCUCAGCAGCAAACUGAUCCAGCUCUCCAAAGUCGACAACAGGUUAUAAAAAUGUUGGUGGUUAUAAUUACUGUAUUCCUGAUCAGUUUGGGACCUAUACUAAUUAUACAUGUUAUAAACAAUAUUUCAGGUUAUAAAAAUGUUGGUGGUUAUAAUUACUGUAUUCCUGGUUAUACAAAUGUUGGUGGUUAUAAUUACCGUAUUCCUGAUCAGUUGGGGACCUAUAUUAAUUAUACAUGUUAUUAUAUAAAUAUUUCAGUUUAUAAAAAUGUUGGUGGUUAUAAUUACUUUAUUCCUGAUCAGUUUGGGACCUAUAUUAAUUGUACAUGUUAUUAUAUAAAUAUUUCAGGUUAUAAAAAUGUUGGUGGUUAUAAUUACUGUUUUCCUGAUCAGUUGGGGACCGAAGUGGUGUUUAAUUUAUUACCCUAUGUUCAAUCCAGUUUAAAUCCUGUUAUCUAUAUUAUAAUGUCUAAGAAUAUCAGGAGAUCUAUUUGUAAACAUUUACCAAUUCCAUUGAUUAAACUGUGUUCGAGGUGCGGCGAUCAGAACUAUAACACAAUGGUGUCAAUGAAUUCCACCAUCCCAGCUCACCAUGCUAUAAGAUCUAACAUGGAUCAUCAGAGAUCAGUUCAGCAAUCACAAGCAGCAAACCUUUAA